Iphiclides podalirius (scarce swallowtail) is the source of this 912-nucleotide messenger RNA. The record is from the annotation of a GenBank genome assembly. NCBI's taxonomy places the organism in Eukaryota, Metazoa, Arthropoda, Insecta, Lepidoptera, Papilionidae.
AUGGAAGCCCCAGUCUUUGUGGUCGUGGUGGCCGCCCUUCUUGCCAUGAUCGUGAUGAUGGUGAUGAUGCUCCUCAUGUCCAUGGUGACCCUUGUGUCCGUGGUGGUCCUCGUCGUAAUGAUGUUUGUCAUGAUGACCAUGCUUGCCAUGAUGAUGCUCAUGGUGGCCAUGGUCAGAGUGUCCGCCCUUCUUAUGACCUCCGCCGUGCUUCUCGUGAUGUCCAUGAUGAUGGCCAUGCUUGUGGUGCUUGCCCUCGUGAUGGUCGUCAUCAUAAAAGUGAUGGUCCUUGUGGAAGUGAUCUUUGUGAUAUUUCUUGUGGUAGCCGUCAGUCUUCUCCCCCUUGUCGUGAUGCUUGUGGUGGCCGUGUUUGCCCCCUUUAUGGUGGUGGCCGUGCUCAUGGUGGUGGCCAUGAUGGUCGUGUUCGUCCCAGUGUUUCUUGUGGCCGCCACCAUGUUCGUGGUGAUGUCCCUCGUGAUGAUGCUUGCCAUGGUCACCGUGCUCGCCCUUGUGGUGAUGGUGGUGUCCCUUGUGGCCCUUGUGGCCUUUCUCGCCAUGCUCAUGGUGGUGAUGUGCAUGGUGCUCCUUACCACCACCCUCCUCAUGGUGGCUGGCCUUUCCACUCGCAGCGGCGACGAGGUCUUUCUCCUCCUCCCCGAGCUCCCUAGCGCUUACCGCCACAAGGCAGAAAAGCCCGACGGCCAAGAUCAACUUCAUUUCGGCUGUUGUGGUUGUGUGCCAUUUGGGGGGUCGCUGGCAUCUUUUAUACUCGAUCAGUUUCAGAUGAGGAAAGCGUUCUGCAAUUGUUCGGCGCAACAACUCAGGGACGCCGUCCGUUGCCCGAGCGCUGGAGCGUUACGCGUGGUUUCCAAUAUCUGUUUCUCGUUAAUGAUUGAAUCCAAGUUUACGACAUUU